This is a messenger RNA of Uloborus diversus, 381 nucleotides long. RefSeq lists its product as uncharacterized. Bases 1 to 381 code for a protein of 126 amino acids. NCBI's taxonomy places the organism in Eukaryota, Metazoa, Arthropoda, Arachnida, Araneae, Uloboridae. The record is from RefSeq and is a predicted model, not a curated record. The transcript is spliced from 2 exons.
AUGUGCCUCUUUGAAGUAAAUGGAAACAGGCAAACAGCACGGGAGCUGAAUGUUGAUGAAAAACGCAUCAGAGAGUGGCGUAAACAGAAAGAUGUGCUGAUGCAAACGCCCAGAGAGAAGCGUGCUCAACGUCGCGGUCCUGCUGCAAAGUGGAAAGACUUAGAAAGUGAACUGUUCCAAUGGAUUGGAGACGAAAGGAAAAACGGUCGCUCUUUAUCUACUGUCCUCAUUAGAAUUAAAGCAAAGCAAAUGGCGAAAGAAAAAGGUCUCGACGACUUUAAGGGUGGACCUUCGUGGUGUUCUCGUUUUUUCAAACGAAACAAACUGAGCAUGAGAGCUCGUUCACUAACUUCUUUAACACGUUUAAAGAAGCAUUUCUGA